AAACCGCAUCAUUCUAAAUGAACCUGUGGAUAGAUCUGACGAUUACCAAUUUGUUUAUUUUUUCUAUAUUUAGGCUAUGGCAUAAUUUUGCUAAUAAAAUAAGUUUUCUCAGCACGAUGUAAUCAGAGUUUUGUGGAAAGGAACUGAGCGAACACCUUUUUGACAACAGUCAACAUAUAUCCAUAACUUGUUUUUGAAAAUUCAGCUUUCAUAGGUCAAGUCAUCCUAUAUAAAGAUGAUCUCUAAAACAAGGAAGACUGCAUAUAUUUACCUUCUGCUAUUAUCUUCUGUAAUACAUCAUACGUAUGGUCAAACCGGAAUUGCCGGACAUACAGCAACGACCUUUAAACAAACGCACUCAAACUAUUAUUAUCCGUCGGCCGGAUUCAAUAACUUCCCUCAUCCUGCUGCGAAGGGCUAUUUUCCUGUUUCUGCUGUAAACUCUUACAACUAUCCACUGAAUGGACAGUACUGGACCGGUCAGCCUUACCAUUACACAAAAUAUCCACAGUAUCCUCAGUACCAAAAUCAAUUGUACUGGAAUCAUCCAGGACACUAUCAAUACCACCCGCAACAGUACGGCUUCGCCCAUCCUGCGACUGGGUACAACAACCACUAUAGACAGUAUCCGAGCUUUGAUGCUCAAUACUGGAUGGGACACAAUUAUUAUCCUUCACAUAUAGCAUCAGCAUAUAUGCACCCAGCACCUAUACAUCCAAUGUAUAUGCAUCAGGGUCCGAUAUACCAUCAACCGUCGUAUUACCAAGGACAUCACGUCAUGUAUAACGGUCAUUACCCGUAUCAUGCCGUACAAUAUCCAGCCUACCCUUAUUACGUGGACCAUUAUGACAGAGGCUUCUUUGGAGGGACUGGCGGUGAACUGGCAAAGGGACUUUUAGGCGCUCUUUUAGUCGGUACAGUGGCGGGAACAGUCGCUCGUAGAGGAUAAUGUAAACGUUCAGAUUUUCUAAAAACACAUUCUGUAUUGUAGUGCUUGUUAACAAUUUUAGGAUAUUCAGUUCAACGGAUAGUUUAUUCAAAUAAUGCUACACCUGUGGCGCACUGAGUUGAAAUACACUCAGGACCUAGACGUGUUUAAUCUUUAAAGAAGUAUUGUUAUUCAAAAUGAAUGUUUUGAAAUCUGUCGAUGCAUUUGUACUUUCAUAAUAAAGUUCCACUUUGUAGA
Molecule: messenger RNA, 1186 nt
Organism: Mercenaria mercenaria
Lineage: Eukaryota; Metazoa; Mollusca; Bivalvia; Venerida; Veneridae
Product: histidine-rich glycoprotein-like
Exons: 3
Coding region: 236-949 (237 amino acids)
Source: RefSeq, a predicted model, not a curated record